UUCGAGCACAGCUGUCCAAAGGCUGCAAUGUCAUCAAAAAUGCACAGUGCCAGUCGCACAGCUCAGGCCAGACGGAUGGUGCAGCAGCUGAGGAUCGAGGCCAGCAUCGAGAGGAUAAAGGUGUCCAAGGCUUCAUCAGACCUGAUGCGCUACUGUGGAGAACAUGCAAAGAAUGACCCGCUGCUCAUGGGCAUCGCCGCUUCAGAAAACCCUUUCAAGGACAAGAAGCCUUGCAACGUUUUGUAG
Messenger RNA from Anoplopoma fimbria (sablefish), 246 nucleotides. RefSeq names its product guanine nucleotide binding protein (G protein), gamma 12b (gene gng12b). Gene Ontology annotation, molecular function: G-protein beta-subunit binding. The transcript is spliced from 2 exons. NCBI's taxonomy places the organism in Eukaryota, Metazoa, Chordata, Actinopteri, Perciformes, Anoplopomatidae. Bases 28 to 246 code for a protein of 72 amino acids. The record is from RefSeq and is a predicted model, not a curated record. Gene Ontology annotation, cellular component: heterotrimeric G-protein complex. Gene Ontology annotation, biological process: G protein-coupled receptor signaling pathway.